This is a messenger RNA of Liolophura sinensis, 10555 nucleotides long. RefSeq lists its product as uncharacterized. The record is from RefSeq and is a predicted model, not a curated record. Gene Ontology annotation, cellular component: nucleus. Gene Ontology annotation, biological process: regulation of gene expression. The transcript is spliced from 4 exons. The coding region runs from base 224 to 9124 and encodes 2966 amino acids. NCBI's taxonomy places the organism in Eukaryota, Metazoa, Mollusca, Polyplacophora, Chitonida, Chitonidae.
AAUGAAAAGCCUGCCAUCUGCGGUUUCUCGGCCAUUCGAUUGCCAGACGUCUAUUGUUAACAGCGAGCGAACUGUACCUGUGAAAAACGUGACUCAUAAGUUGAUAAAGGAAACAUGCGCAACAUGAUAGAAAAGGUUGCCUACAUGUACAUGUAUCUCCAUCACUGACCUGUGGCUUGAUCCUGUACAUAAGAAGAACCUUUACAGAAAAUGCCCCAGUGAAAUGGAAUCCACCAGUUCCCAUGCAGUCCCCCAAAAUGAGAUGAAGGAUGAAGAACAACAACUGAUUCCACCUAAAGGACAUUUGGCUCAAAAUCACACCCAAGACAUGGGUGUAGGUACGAGUACAAACCCAGCUUCUGAAACUUCGACAUGUGAUGGUGAUGAAUACCUCAGUAAGGUACAAAUUGGUGGGCACAAAAGUCUGGGCUCUAUAGGAGGUAGUUUAAGCCAGUGCAGUGAUGCUGACCCUGGGCGUGUUAGUGAAUGUGCUAUUCCUGAUAGGGAACCCAUAAUCAGUUCUGAAAGUCAGUCUGGAACAUCUUUAAAGGAGACAGAAUCAAGGAAAGCUCAACCUGCAACCAAUAAAGAGAACAAAGAUCCAGAAGAAUCGACACCUCGCAACACAGAAACCAAUGCAAAAAGUCAUUCUACCAGUACUUCUACAAACGAAGGCAUUGCUCAACCUUCUGACACAUCCGAAGUCAACAAACUGGAUGAGACGUCACAGGGAAGCAGUAGUCAAGGUCGUAUUGGAGCAGAGGAUGACAAGACAGGAACCUCUGAUAUUCUGGGGAAGAAGUCAGUAGAGGACAAUGCAUCUGAGAAAGCUUCGCAGAGAGAAGGAGAAAUUCCUGCUAGGAAAAGAGACACUGCUGACACAAACACUGAGGUGGCAGACUUUGUUUGCAAUUCAAGCACUGCACAGCUGGAGUUGGAAACGACCACACCAUUUGAAGGAAAGUCUUCAGCUGAUGUUGUGAAUGCCAGUGAGAAUUCAAACAACUUUGCUGUUGACCAAAAUGCAUCCAAAAGUUGUGAUGCCAAGAUAAAUACUGUAAUUGGUGAGCUUGACACAAACACAGCUGAAAAGGUUGAUGGAAAUAAUGGGAAAGCACCGUGGAGUUCAGGCGAACCUAUGGCGCAUGGACCAACGAACACUAACAUUAGUGCUAAGCCGUCUCUAAUUACUUCGUUGGCAUUUCUUCGUGAUAGCCAGUCAGAAGAGGAUAGUGAGGAUGAGUCUACCUUGAAGAUUGAUGAAGACAAAGCCUUGGAAGGAUCGGAAACCUCCAUGAAUGCCAUAAGUGAAGGACUGGACAAAAAACAAGAUGAAUCCUCUAGCAGUAUAUGUACAGACAAAAGUGGUGGUGACUUCGGUGCACCAGAUGGUGAAUCAGACACCUCAAGAAACCCUCAAACAGAAGACAUCCCUCAGGGGUCUGAUGGGAAAAAUUUGCUUCCUAAUGAUAGCAUCAGGCUGCGAGAUCUGAAGAUAAAAUUAGAAAAGUUCAAAGAAAUCAACAGAACUUGGCAAAGGAGAAAACCUGAAUUAAAUUCAGAAAAGUCUGGAAGGUCAACUCCUACACUGACCAGGACAAAUAUUUUUGACGCAUUAAAUGCUUCUCUUCCAGCGACAUCCGAAGAUUCAACUGACACAAAUGUGCCUGAGCCAGGAGGCUCAAAAGAAAAUUUGAUCAAUGAAUCAGAAAGGGACACAUCUGCCUCUUCAAAUAACAACCCUGAGCAGACAAAUGUUACGGAUAUGUUGGAAAAGUCACCAAACGUAUCUUCGAAUCACUGCAAACAAACGGAAGCCACUGAAGUACACGCGUCUUCAGGUUCCAUUAUAGAAGGAGAUGCCAUUGUUCCCUCUGACAAGAAUAUUGCACGUGAUAACGGUAGUACCAUAAGUAUGGUGCGGAAAGAACUUGAAGCACUUACCAAUCUGCUUAGUGAGGAGCCUGUUCAGCAGUCAAUCGAACAUGCCAAGGACAGCACAUCGAAACCAGAUCCUGCCAACAGUGUUAAGCUUACGAGUGAAGCUGACAAUAACUGCCCCAGUGCGACAGAAUUGAGCCAGGCAGAGCCAAAUGGAAGCAGCAGUACGAACCAUGGAAAAGAAUUAGUCACAACUUCAGUCCUAGCAAGUCCAUCUGCAGACCAGAACUGUACUGAACAUGAUACCGCUGCGAGCAAAGGGUCCGAAAAGACACCUAGCGACAGUGCAAUACCGUCCACACUUUCGGCUCAUGAGCCCUUAGAAGAUGAAGAACAGAACAUGAGAAUAGCCGAGAUAUUCACCUUGCAUGAGAAUCCAGAAAAGUCAACCACAUCAGCCAAGAACAGCGCCCUCCAUAUGAAUAAGGAGAACCCUACAGUCAGCUCCAAGACAGUUGGUACAGCAUCAAACGAGUCUUUGCUUGAUAUAUUAAAUAAGAGUGCUGAUGAUCCAUCAGCUCCACUAAAGCGAACACCUCAGAAACCUGCUGAAGUAAAUUGGCCUGACUUCGGAGUGAAACGCUGUCAGCGAUGCAGCUUCACAACAUCGGAUGACGCUAUUCUGCAAGUGCACACAUGCAAACGAACCAUGGGCGGAAUUUCUGCUUCAUCCACUGAGAAGCCUUCUCCAACUACAGAACUUCUCAGAUCUAGCCAAAGUCGAUUACCCAGCGUUAACCCAGAGACACAAUCACAGAAAUCCAGUAAGGACGGUGACCUUUCUUCUGCUUCGCCUGUCACAAGGAAAAAAAUAUACAUGCCUCCACCUUCACCAAAAGUACAAAGGGGCAUUAAUUGUCGAAUUGUUCGAAUAGAUAAAACCCAGUAUCUGUGUACUAUAUGUAACUACCGAGCAAGUUAUGCCCUUUUCAUUGGUCAUCUAGUUGAGCACAUGAUUGAAUAUCCAUAUACAUGUCCUCACUGCACAUCUCCAGGAACUCUAUAUUUUCAGCGGUGUUCUGAUGUAACUGCCCACAUAAAUACUCAUAAGAGUGCAUCUCACAAGUUUAGUAUGUUCGGCUAUACAGCAGCAAAAGAAUUUCUGGACCGAUUAGCAAAAAGUGGAGCAGAGAUAUUGUCUAAUAUUUGGAUAGACCCGAGCGUGAAAGUGUCUGAAAAAGUUUCCGAUCCAGCGGGCCUAUUGCCACCUGUAGCGAAGCCCUAUAUGACACCCACAACUACAAUAUCCCAAACAGGGACAAAUUUAAGCACGACCAAAUCUUUGACACAACCAGUUUUUUCGUCUGUGCCAAUACCUAAAAGCAUUCCAACAACACCGGUUUCAUCGCUACAAAAUUUUUCGCCGUCUCUAGUGUCGCCGCCUGCUACAGCGACAAGCUGUUCAUCUACUGUACGUGGCGUCGGACCAUUUAACGUACUUCAUCAGGGCAGUGUGCAAGUCCAGAGGACUGUGGUUCCUACAUUGGUACAGUCGGGACCUAUUGCUGGAAACCCUCUGCUAUUGCUUGUUCCUUCUGCAACGGUUGGCCAAGGCGCAGUGGUUCAACAAACUGCAACAUUGCCAAAUAUUAUUCCAACAGUCUCCAUGCCAAAUGCAACUAGACAUCCCCACAAUCAAACUGUCUGGUCAACACAAAUGCAGCAGUCAUUGCCAACAAAUGUUCAGCAAAGAGAGCAACCAGCAAAAUCAGACGUCGCAUCAAAACCGAGCUCAGCUUGUGAACCCAGAGCUGCAAUUCAACAGAAUUCAUCCAAAUCGCCCAAUAUUCAUAAGAAAACUAAUAAUACAAAAGGUGUUACUGUCGGCAGAAUAAGAGACAACAUGUUCUGUUUUGGUUGUAACUACAAAACUGUUUCAGAGGCUGAGUUCAAGAACCAUAUCUGGAAACAUUUACAUGGGAAUAAUACACAUUGUUCUCAUCAGAGAGGUCCAGGGGAUCCAUCGUCAACGCUUUACUGUCCGUUUAUGGAGAAAAUUUAUGCCGCUGUGCCUGUUAUAAGUUCAGGAAGUAUGUCAACCACUGGGUCGCAAGGGCCUUCCAAACAGAAGAGUUCAUCAACAGAGGGUCAGAAAGACACCACAUCACAAGUUGAAGGCGUAUCUAUGAAGUCCGAGAAAAAAGAAGACAACUCUGUGAACGAGGAGGAUGACAGUGAUUGCGAGAUCAUUUCUGUUGGUAAACCUAAGCCUUUGUGCAUUGAUCUCACGGAGGACGAAUCGUCCUCAUAUGCUGAAGCAGCAACUGAAAUUCAGAAGCAAGAAGGUGAAAGCAAAUUAAUGAUCCAAUCAUCAUAUUCCUUAAAUACAGAAAACAGCACAGCUGUAGAUAAUAAAGUUUCGCUAAGUGAAAACGUCAGGACAAAUGUAACUAAUGGAAUGGGGCAAGAAGUGGAACAACAGGCUACAGCAAAUGAACAAAACGCAACCUCGCCAAAACCGCCACAACCUGGGGGAUCGUCUCAGAAUAAUGCAGUUAGAGAUUCCAUGUUUUAUGUGUGUGGCUUUUCAAACUGCAAAUUUUCCGGUAUCACAUCUGAACAGUUCAAGCAUCAUCUUCUUAUACACCACCAAGGAGCAAGCCAAUAUCCAUGUGCCCACUGUGGUCACAAAAAUCCUGGAGAAGAAGAGCUGUUUCGUCACAUGCUGAGCCACAGUUCUGCAAAGGUCUUCCUUUUAUACAAGUGUGGGUUUACAAAAUGCCGUUUUGGGACAAAUCUGAUUUCGGAAUUUCAGCAACAUAAUGACAUCUUUCACAACGAUGCCGAGUCUUUCACAUGCGCGUCUUGCAAGUCGAAUUAUUCGUCACUAGCUGCUCUCUGCAGCCAUUUUACAGCCAGCCUUCUGAAAUUUGUACAAUGCCCCUACUGUAGUGUGAAAACUAAAGAUAGAAGGACUAUCCUGCAGCAUAUUGGGCAAACACAUCCAGACAAACCGCGGCAGAUAACUGUUACGUCUCAGCUGAUAUGCAGUUCAAUUAAUCAGGAGAAAAAAAUGUUAACUGAGAAAAGCCACCAAAGUCCUGAUGAAGCUGCCAAUGGUCCUCUUAGAAAAAACCAAAAACCUUCAGUCGACACACCUACAAUGACUGCGUCAGUUGACACCUCAGACAAAGCUACAUCGGAUGCUCCAAACACCAGCCAAGCCACUCUGUCAGACAGACUUCAAGAAGCAAAGAACCUUCGAUGCCUCCUUUGUUCUAAGGUCUUCAAAUCUGUCGCUGAACUUACUAAGCAUUAUGGAAGUUCUCACAAAGGUCCGCAUGAAUUAACUAUUCAUGACUGUAAAUUCUGUAAGUUUAGCACAAAUGACACCGUUCACAUGGAAAAGCACAUGGCCGAUUUCCAUCCAAAUGAAUUAAUGCUUUACAAAUCAACGAAGAAAUUCAUUCCUCGGAAAGAAUUUAAAUGCCAAGUCUGCACGUAUGCUACGUUCUGUCCGGAAGAGCUAUCUGAGCAUUUUAACAGCCACGAAGUUGUUUAUGUACAAUUCGAAACUGCAUCCAUAGAUCCUGCUGCAUUAGGUAAAAUCAGUAAGUUUACUUGCCGAAUAUGCGAAAAGAACUUCGAACGCUAUGCAAAACUAGCAGCACAUACAUAUAAUAAGCAUCCUGAUGUGAAAAGCAUCCAGGUAUACAAGUGUGAACUUUGCGCCUUCUUGUCUACAGCUUUGCGUGCAACUUUUCAACAUUGCAACAGGGCGCACUCCGGUAAGGAGAAAAUUCUUCGUUUCCAACGCGUUAUAAACCGUGCUUCUGAACCAAAAACGAUACCAACAGAUUCUUCUGAGCACGAUUUUAGUGUGCAUUGGUUUCACUGCGAAAACUGUUCCUUCAGUUCAAGUAUUCGGGAAGACCUUCUGGAACAUCUAAAAUCUCAUAACACAGCUGAUGAUUCUGCUAAAACCUCUAAGGAAAGCCCCCAGUUGGAGAAAUCCACGGAAAAUAAGGAAAGCGUGGACGUCCCACCUGAAGGUGUACUGAACUCUAGUAUGAAGUGUCCUCACUGUCAGUAUUCUACAAAAGUAAAGGUCAACCUUUUCCGGCAUAUGAAACAUCACAAGUCUACAGACUUCUCUUCCAUCAAUGAUAACAACUUCAAUGACCUUCCAUGGAAAACGUCACCUGUGAAAAGCGUACCUAAAAAUGACACGUCUUCUCCAAACAAAAGUAAGGAACAUUCUCCUGACGCCAAAGGAAAACUUGAACAGCACAACGAUGAACCUAAAGUGUCGCCAAAUUCUCUGAAACAUGGGAAAUACGACAUUCGUCCUACAGGAUCUCCCACCAAAUCUGGACAAGAAUUUUAUAAGUGCCGACUUUGCUCAUUCAAGGCAUCAAAUAUACAGAGUUUGUCCGGACAUCUGAGCUCCCACAAGUCAACCACAUACCAGAAGUGCUCAUAUUGCCCCUAUAAAUGCACCACCAAGUCAGUGAUGAUUAAACAUCUCAAAAAACGACACAAGAAUAUGCCUAGAAAAUAUGACAAAGCUACGAACGUUUUGUGUGCAGAGACCAGCAGCCCUGAUGGAAAGCAGUCUGCUGCAAAGAGAAAAGCCCAUGACAGCACAGAAUCUCCGGCGAAAAAACUAAAAGGCAAUGUCACUGACACUCCUGCAUAUGAAUGUGUGUUGUGUGGUUUUAAAACUAAGACCAUUAAUGCCUUAGAGGAGCAUUUCAAGAAACGUCACGACGUCAAAGCUUUCGUGUGCAGCCGAUGUAAAUUCAACACCUUGAGAUUAUUAGAUAUGGAGGAACAUUUAGAAACUGUUCAUAAUCAAAAGCAGAUGUUAUACAAAAUGUCUGAUGUGAAUUCUUCCCCAGCUAAAAGCGAUGGUGUCCUUUCAAAACAGCACAUGAAAUGUGGACUCUGCUCCAGUAUCACGGCUUCCAAACCUGCCCUAAUUGAACACUCUCUCCUCAAACAUGGUGUCGAUGUUAAACCAGUGAUGUCUCCUGUUCAGGUGCAUAAAUGUGUUGACUGCGGGAGGCGUUUUAGACAUAGACAGGAGGCGAAGGAACACAAUGACGGAUGUAUGAAAAGAGUCCUGAAAGAAAGUGAACGGACGGCUGCUUCUGAACAAGCCAAGCAGAGCACUUCUGUGGAGACAGACUCGAAUGAUAAGAUACCGUCUCCAAUUCUGACAGGUGUCUUUCCAAAAGACGAGUCCACCCCUGUGAAGGAGAAACCUAUACAUCCUUCGAGUAACAAAAACUCCCCUAAAGAAAACUUUAACAAUGAGGACAAAUCUAACGAAGGUCUGCAAUCACUUGAAAGUUCCCACAGCAAGGACUUGGAAACACCGCUCAUGUGUCAUUCCACAGGUUCCAGAGAAAAGUACAAGUAUUUUUGCCAUUUAUGCGAACAUUCCGUAUUGUCCAGACGAAGAAUGAAAGAGCACUACUUCGUACAUUUUAAAUACUACCCAUACAAAUGUGUGUACUGUCCAAAAGUGGCUUCCAGGGCUGAUCGUCUUCAUAAGCAUAUUUUGCGUAUUCACCCAGGAAAGGUGUUGGAUUCCAAGCUACGCAAAAAUGAACAAUUUGAGUUGAAAAUUGACCGGUUGCUCAAACAGAAAAGACAAUUAUUAUCCGAUGUAGAAGGAAAUCCUGAUGACAAAAAAGAGAAACAAUUAAAAGCUGAGAAGAGCUCUCCCCAAGGUAGGUACAGUAGAGGGAGCACUCCGCUGUGGGCAAAGCGAGACUAUGAUCCAUCGAAUCCAUUUCAUUGUGAACAUUGUAAUUUUACCACUCGGAACAAAAGCAGUCUCCAGAAUCACAUCAUCUUGCAUAGUCCUCCGAGAAUUAAAUGUCAUAUAUGCAGUUAUACAGGACAUUUCCCAUAUUUAAUGAAAAGACAUUAUGAAAGAUGGCACCCUGGUAAAGAGGUGGCUUUCACCCGGAUUCAGUCCGAAGAUGAUACCCUUCAUAACUCUACCCCGCUGCCUGCUGAAGCCUCACUUCCUGGUUACAACCCACUGUCCGGCUUAGAAAGUUCAAGAUCAAGUCCUACAACUAGCACCUCAGGUUUGAAAAGGAAAGCAGGGGAAAGCUCUCCUGAUAUGGACAAUUUCAAAAUUAUAGCGGAUGAGGAUUCAGAGUCAAAAAUUUUGGCGCAUUUACCUUUGCAGGAACUGUAUGAAAAAUACCAAGAUGAAACAGGAAAAACAGCGUUCAGGUGCUUAAUGUGUGCUUUUUGCAGUCAUACUUCAGGACUUAUUGCAGCACAUAUGUACAAGCAUAUGCCCAAGUGUUUUCAAUGCUGCUACUGCAACUACAGGGCAUAUCCAAGCUCCAGUAUUACAGCUCAUAUGAAACGAAGCCAUGAAGGUGAACCUCGCAGAUUUAAGUUCUUCGAGGAAUUGGCGCUCCUACAAUACAACCAGAUGCUAGCGACCAUAGGUAAAUUGCCUUUCGAAAUGCCCAAGACUAAAAAGCGCAGGAUCUCGUUGGAUAUUAAUGGCGAAACCAGCAGUAGUGAUGAAUCUGAUUCAGAGAAGAGUAGUAAAUUUCAGAUCCCCACGGAUUCGAAGAAAUGGAAAAGUUGCGUUAAGGAGGGGAAAUUUUCGGACACGGGCCCAAUCAUUUUCUGUUGUCAUUUGUGUAAAUUCAAGAUACCUGACAGGGGCUUGUUCGGAGAACAUUUAUCACUUCACGAAGCUUUCAUGAAGCCAGGCAACCAAAACGAAUUGGCGAAGUGCGGGUUUUGCUCAUUUUCAUCUACUAACGUCAAAGAAUUCAAUGAGCAUGUUUCCACACACGUGUCCGAGCGUCCAUUCAAAUGUUUGCGGUGUGGGCAUUCGUGUUUCACCAAAACACACAUGAGAAAUCACAUUAAAAAUAAGCAUCCAGGAGAGAAGAUAGCCUACUCUGAGAAGUCGCCAGAGCGAUCAGGUCUGGUUCGAAAAAGCACACCUGUGGACUCUACGUGUGUAAAUUUUGAGCCAUAUGUUGAAAUCACAGACAUCUUGUUGCUGAAAAACGCUAUGUUCGAUCGCCUUGUGUCGUCAUCCGGCAUUACUGCGGCGAAUCUUGAAGACCUUUCAGAUGACAAGUUCAAUGCAGUUAUAAAGGCUUCUGGAUUCACCGACGAGGAUAUUUACUCUGACAUCGAUACCAAUGCAUCUCAUGGUCCAGCAUCGUCUGAGGAUCAUACUUCUAUGUGAUCUCUUCGCGAAAUCGGACUUAAUAGAUUCCAGAGGUUAAGCCUGGAUAUCUCAUGUUACAUAGGUGCAUCACAAUGUCGUACAGUGUGUUAGGACAAACGUAUUUUUGAUGCCACUUAUGCUGUAAGAGGACUGAUGUCGCUGGUUUUAAGGCACGGUAAGCGUACCCUUACCUAAUGAUUAAUAGAGCCUCUUGGAUGUAUAGUGCUUAAUGAUGUUAGACGUUCAAAGUUGAUCAUGCUUCCAACGUAUACAUGCAUUUUACAUUUACUUUCAAAAUGUCUUCCUAAAUUAAAUGACUGAAGAAUCAUUAGCCGUGAGGGAAAUACACCUACAAUCAAAUGUUCACCUAGAAUCACGUGUCGAAAACUUGCAAAUGCAUUUCUUAAAAUUAAUGCAGUAUUUUUCCGACCAUUUUUUUUGUUGUUUGUUUAUUGUUACUAUUUUAACUGGUUCUGUAUAUAUAAUUAAAUGCUUGCGUUACACAAAUUACACUAAUUUAUUAAAUGCACAGGGUUUAUUACCAUUCAUGGCGGGACCGAAUACCUCAACGUGAACGCAGUCACAGCGUCAUGAAUGAUACAACAUUCAUACUUGGCUUUUAGGAUAAAUGUACCCCAUAGAUCAGCUUGUGAUUCGUUGCUUUUAUGAGAAGAAGACGCUGUAAACAUACUAUACAAGCUGUUUUCUUGAAAAUCCAUAAUGUUUGGGGGGAAGUUAAUGAAAUAAAUUUUCUCACGAAUUUUCAAAAUUGAUCAUGAUUAAUCGAUUAAGAUCAAAAGUUGAAGAGGUAUAUAUGACAGUUAUACGUGUAUUUACAUGUGCCAUUCAGCUGGGGUCCGCCCAACAGAAACUGUCUUGGUAACCCAUACUGAAGUCCUGCGUUGCUGGAACAGUUGCGUCUGCUGCAGUUAUGUUUUGUAGAAGUGCUUUUGUGAUCAUAUUCCUACAAAAUCAAAGUUUAAUUUGUGUACAUUAGGAGAUUGUCGCGCCAUUUGUCGCUAUUGAAACAGCACCAUUAUUAGGGGCACUUUCUUAUUUGGGGGAGUGUGAAACCUACUUCCUGGUUCGUUAACCUUUUGCAUUUAUCCUGCAUUGUUAAAGUACUCUUCAACUUGCCAUAGUUAUCAGUAUUAUUUUCCGAAAUGUAUCUUGCAAUAACUUGCACCGUUAUGUAACUUGGAUGAUUCUUCAGUCAUUGCUGUAUACAUGCGCAUAAAAGAGAUGAUGGGAUCGCUCUGUUGGUUUCCGCAUGUGUGGAAGUUUUUAUCGUGUAGAUGUAACCUUGGCAUGUAUGAACUAUUCUUUGUGAAACAUAGGGCAUUAGAUUUUAUCAUGUAUUGUUCCAGUAUAAAAACAAAUCAAAGGACUUCUUUUGAUGUGUAAGUGCUAUACUGGUGGCUUUGUAUUAAAUUAUUUUUGUUAUUUCAA